AUGCAGUUGUACUCUAAUCGCUGUACAGAUGAUCUGAGCCAAUCUCAAGAUCUAGCACGGCUAACACGCCCGUAUACCCUCCUCAUAACCAUUCCUACAGAAACCGGUUCAGCAACCACGACCAGCUACUGGGCACCGCCUGGAUUCCAGCCACAUCACUUUCAACUCCACACAACCCUGAAGCCAGCUCAGAUCCAACUCGUCCAAUGCCAUGAAGAUCACGGCAUAGUACGCAUUGCAGCCCGUGAACCCGAUUUCGCAAGCUUCUUCCGCCAAAAGCUUGAUCACCUCCAGACAUCCUCACACGAUGUAAAAAUGGUCUCAAAACUCGCCACCAACCUAUGGUGCCAUGAAAUGAACGAGGGAGUCGAGCUUCAUGUUUUCAGCAUCCUUGUUUUUGGUGAUGAGAGUGGAAAUCUUGUUCCCGAAGGUUGCAGUCUGUUGUGGAAAUGGGCCAAGGAGCAGAGCCAAUAUCGUAAGUCCGGGGUUUGGGAUCAUAGGUUGGCUCAGGUGUUGGUGGAUGCGGAGUGGACGGCUGGGAAAGAUGUUGCAAUUUUGGCCAAGGGCGUGGAUGAAGAGGAGUAUGAGAGGGUAGCCAAGGGAGCAAUUAAGUCUUAA
Bipolaris maydis ATCC 48331 is the source of this 618-nucleotide messenger RNA. NCBI's taxonomy places the organism in Eukaryota, Fungi, Ascomycota, Dothideomycetes, Pleosporales, Pleosporaceae. The record is from RefSeq and is a predicted model, not a curated record.